Molecule: messenger RNA, 317 nt
Organism: Staurois parvus
Lineage: Eukaryota; Metazoa; Chordata; Amphibia; Anura; Ranidae
Source: the annotation of a GenBank genome assembly
GCGUCGAUGAGGCUGCACUGAUAGGCAGCACUGAUGGGCACUGAAAGGCAGCACUGAUGAGCUGGCACUGAUAUGCAACAAUGAUGGGCACUGAUAGGCGGCACUGACUGGCAGCACUGAUGGGCACUGAUGGGCACAGGUGGGUGGCACUGAUGGGCUCAAAUGGGCAGCACUGGUAGGUGGCACUGCUGGGCACCGAUCAUCAGGGCACUGAUCAUCAGUGCCCUGAUGAUCGGUGCCGAUCCCUCCUCUGACAAUUGCCGGUUAUCGGCAGCCCAAAACCGGCAACUGCGUGAUAAAAGGCCGCUGUGAUUGGC